Molecule: messenger RNA, 6856 nt
Organism: Triplophysa dalaica
Lineage: Eukaryota; Metazoa; Chordata; Actinopteri; Cypriniformes; Nemacheilidae
Product: nephrocystin-4-like
Exons: 29
Coding region: 445-4701 (1418 amino acids)
Biological process (GO): negative regulation of canonical Wnt signaling pathway; protein localization to ciliary transition zone
Cellular component (GO): non-motile cilium; cytoskeleton; ciliary basal body
Source: RefSeq, a predicted model, not a curated record
ACACUCGUGCAGAAGAAGCGCGGCAAACCGCUCUUUACUUCACCCUGGCAACGGCUGACAACGCUAUGGCAACAACUAGAUGCCUGUUCCUGACAGCUAGCUAGGCUUAUACGGUAAACGGGCACUCAUUUCAGUCUCUUAAUGUCGGAACGAGUUAUUCAGUAAAUUUGACCCGUUAUUCUGAUCGAUACAUGCGGAGAAAGCGGUAACAGGAGAAGGAAAUAGCGAAACUGUUGUGUGCUGCAGAGAUUGGAAUGAAUGAGAGGCUACACAAGUCUCAGUGUGAUUUAGCAUCUACACUCCGUAUCUGAUGUUAGUGAAGUAACGCCUGCGGGAGUGAUUUUACAUCCAUUCAAACGAUUUUAGGGAUGUUUGCCAAGGAACAUUGACGUCAACUGACCGACAGCCACUGAGAGUUUGCCUAAUAGAAGUGAAGAAUCACACAUGUCUCAGUGGAAAGAGGUUUUCGAAAGAAACCGUGUGAUCCCACCUCACAGUCAAACUGCCCGACAAGCUCGAGUAUCUUCUCAAGGCCUCAAGCUGGUCUUCAAGCAGAUCGAUGGACUUCACGUAGAACAGUCAGAGGAGUCCCAUGCACAAGGGUGUCAGCUGCAAGUGACCUUGUACGACUCGGGUCACCAGCACUUCUUUGGACGCACGUGGAAGAGCGGCUCACACUCUGUCAGUGGCACAGUGGGUCAGCCCGGUCGAGUGCUCUUCAAUGAGGUGGUUUACUUCCACACUUCUCUUUGUUUGAGCUCUGUGGUGGCAGUGGUAGAGCUGGUGUCUCUCUCUCCCAAGACAGAUGGAUCCCAGAAUGCAGUGGGGUCAGGGUUCGGACUCCUCCAGCUCUUCACAGGUCAUGUUGAUGGCAGCUUCUCUCAAGGGGAGGGCAGGAUGAGUUUUUUCAGUGGGACCCCCAGAGCCCUCCUGCACCCAGCAAUGAAAGACCCUCAGCAGUUGAAUGCCAUGUUAUCACCGAUAGACGGCUGUCAGCUGCUAUACACGAUUAAGCCACACCCAGCCCUCACUCCCAUCAUGCACCUGCUCCCACCCAACACCCUGGUGUCUGGACAUGAGGGCAUCCCCGGUGUGGUGCCAGACAGCACAGCAGACGCGCUGCGGAAGCCUCGUCUGUUGAACAGUUUCUCGUGUAUUUUGGAGGCUGUGAGUGUGACACUUUUCCCCUCUGUGGAGGUCUUCGAAACUGACCUGCUCCAGCUGCUCAACCAAGACUGCCAGAAUACAAACAGGGGUUCGGAGGGACGCUCCGUUGUGGUGCAGGAACGCAGGCUGCUGGUUGGGGUCCAUAAUGGCUGGGGUUGGGUGGAGAAGCCUCAGGUGUUGGUGCUUGAGCGUGAGGCCGUAGGGAGCGUAACGGCCGGGGCCCGCGGAGCCGGCACAGGCGGCAGCUUCAGACAAACUUCCAAGGAAAAAUUCAAUGAUAGACUGUGUCUUCGUGGCAGUGUGGAGCUGAAGUUGAUGAGACACUCAGCUUUCAGCAUCGUCUUCCAGCUCCAACAUGUUUUCUCUUGUCCGCUGGCUGGAGAUGGGCAGAUGACAUCAUCAGCCAUGCCCAGAGCAGCAUUCAUGCAUUGCGUGUGUUGGUGUGUUUGGAGUCUGUUUUCGGAUCCUGAGGGCCCCGUUGAGAACAUGUGCCUCAACUUGCAGAAUGGUGCUGUCCCCAACCCUUGGGGUGUCAUGGUGUACUCCUCAAACACACAGCAGUUGAAUGCAGGGAAGAGUGCCAUCAAGUUCAAGUUUUCAUCUAGUGUGGAAAGUUCUGUCAGCAAAGCGUCAAAAGUGAACCCAUGGGAAACAACGCCACCUAAGAAGUUCUUUUCUGCAUCCCAAGAUGAGAAUGUCCUCGAGCCGACAGCUUCGACAGCGCAGUCUCCCCGUGGCCCAGCCCUGUCUCUCUCUCAGCUUGCUAUGACUUCACGGUACCCGACCAUGAGCCACACUGUGGGGUCUCCAUGGCAACAACAGAUCCCCUCUCUUCUCUCUCCCUCCCCGAUGGCAUCGGCCCACCAGCUGUCACAUGUCGAGCGUCUAGGUGCCGGCAGCAUAGCGCACUUGGAGCUGAGUGUACAGGAGAGAGAGGGGGAGAGAAGUGAGGACGAGGGCGAGAUACGGGAACUGACCUUCAACCCGGUGCACGCCCCUGUCAUUACCCUCGGUACACAUGCUGCAGGCUCCUCUAAGUUGACCUCUCGCAGAUCUCUGGCCCAGCUCUUCUCCUCGGGUUUCCCUCAGAUUCUGGAUCAGCAGAACCAGGUGGCUGAGGUUCUGGAUUCUUCCGAGCCUGUGAACUUUGACCCUAAGAGAGAAGAAGCGGAUCCUCUUCAGGCCAACACUCUUAUUCUGCAGUUCCUAGCCUUUACCAGGGUUCCUCAGAGUGGUGUGCACUCAGACUGGCCGAGUUCUGUACAUUUUACCUUCCAGCUUUACCGAUUCCCCCCCGUCACCACUGAGAGACUGAAGCUGCUUGACCCGCAAAGGAACAGCAGGAUCAGCGGGAAAUCCACCUCUGAUUCCCCCUGUGUCCUUUCUCUUAUCAACAAAGAUGGCACACUAAGCUCUGGUUGUCCUGGUCUGCAACUGCAGUACAGAGUCGACCCACAAUUCCUGAAGCCGGGUGAGCGGGUGUGGUUCUUGCGAUACCUGGCGCUUCAUUCCCUUCAGAUUGAUGUCUGGGACAGCGAGUCAUUAUUGCUGAUUGGCUCAACCGCCGUAGAGCUGAAGCAUAUGCUCCGGCAGGGCCGUGCGGCCGUCCAGGUGUGCCACGAGCUGGAAGUGAUCACCACCGAGUACCUACAGGAUCCCAGCUGUGACGGCAAGCACGGGGCCUUUCCACCCGUAAAUGUCUACACCACCGUGAAAGGAAUUCUGCAUCUGCGGCUUGGCAACGUCGGUGGCAGUGUAUCAAGUUCCAAAAGUUCCUUGGCUCUUCCUCCAUCACAUUCCCAUGUGGUCCAGCCCAGUGAUGCCGCUCGGGGUUUAGCGGGAGGAAGUGUCCCGGCUUUUACGGUCCUCAAGCUUAACGCAAACAAUGCCAGGCGAGCGCGCCGCUUGCCAGAAAUCGACAGCGAGCUGGCCAGACUGCUCCACAGCACCAUGAGGGAAGUGGGCGGAGCCAUAGUCCACAAGCAGGGCGAAACGGAGGAAGUGCGCCAGAGGAAGAUGGAUAGAAUGGCAGCUGUCCGUCAACACGAGGAGCAGGGGGUCCCGCCUCCUUUUCAGGAUAAUUCAAACCUCACGAGGCACAGAACAGAGCGUCUGCAACAUAAUCGUGAUCUACACGUGAUAGAAGCCUAUCGUCAGCGCUGUAAAGCACAGGAGAUCACCAAUAUGCUCUGCCAAGCCAUUACCACCAAACACACUCUUUACGCCACACUGGGAACAGCUGAGUUCUUCGAAUUUGAGCUGAAUAAUCCAUUGAACGUUCCUCAGACAGUAACUAUUGAGUGUGACGAUCCAGAACUCAGUGUAAUCGUGAACAGUGAGGAAUGGAGAUAUUUUAAGGAGAUGACGUUGACGCUGACACCUCUAGAGCAGGAGAUGUUUCACCAGGAGAGCACACCACGGGUUUACCUGCGACCCAAUGAAAACGUCCAUAUCCCAUUUAAGUACCAAACCUUCCUAUGUGGGCACGCCCUCCCUUCUCAGGAUACAAAAGGCUUAAAGAUUUCAAGAAGUCAACAGAUGGCUAAGAAACAUAUGUCCAACACCAUUCAAGCGAAAUCCAUCAAGGUUCAUUUCCGUGGGGAGGAUGGAAAGCCUCUGGCGAUCUGCCAGGUGAAUGUUGAACCAACGCCACAUGUGGUGGACCAGACCUUUCGUUUCUACCAGCCUGAACUCACCUUCCUGAAGAAAGCCAUCCGCCUGCCUGCGGCCUGGGACAGCACAGCAGAUGGUUCCGCCACCCUUCAUGUGCGCUGCAGCGACCCCAAUGUCGUCUGCCACACCACCACCUUGACUCCAGGAGAACCGCAAGACGUAUUUCUGAAAGUACCUGGUUGUCCAAGUCCACAAAUUAGGAAAUUCUUCAUCACUAUUUUCACUGACCCCUGGCUGGCCUCCCCUGCGCAGAUAUGGCAGGUAUACGUGCAUUACCUGCAAAGGAUGGACCUAAACUGUGUGUGUGGCACUCUCGACUGGCAUUCGCUGGUUUUGCAUGGCACGCAAGCCAUCCGGAGGGUCAAGUGUUAUACGUCGCAUUCCCUGGAGCUUCAGGUUGAUCCAGGGGAAGUUUUUGCUCUGCCUGGUCAGGGUGUGCAGGACGUCCGUGUGGGCGUGAGGGCCCUGCGCCCUGGGAGUCGUUUCUUUUACCUCAACGUGGUUGACGUGGACACACGGCAGCUUGUCGGCUCCUGGCUGCUGUGUAUUACAUGCAGGCAACCUGUGAUCGCAAAGGCGUUUGAAAUCAAAGUCCCUGUUGAUGGAGGAAAGGGCAGCAAUAAGAAAAUAAGUUUCACCAACCCGUACUCUAGCCCCAGAGUAUUCAAGCUGAGCACAGACCACCCGGACCUUCUUAUGUUUAAAGAGGAACAGUUUCAGAUCAGAGGAGGGGAGAUCUACACCAUCGGUCUUCGCUUCGCUCCAACUCAGAAUCCCGGUACAGAAGAGAUUCUCAUCUUCAUCAAUGACCAACAGGAUAAGAACGAGGACACGUACUGCGUUAGAGUCCAGUACAAAUAACAUUUACUCCACUACUGUACAAACACAAACUCUUUUCCAGUCCAAAACACUCUCAAACACACACGCACUGCACUUAUACUAUAUUUAUUCCUUUGCCCAUCACAUACAAACCUUGAAUGCUUAAAGGGAUAGUUCACCCCAGAAUGAAAAUUCUUUCAUCAUUUACUCACCCUUGUGUUAUUUAAACCUGUUUGGCUUUCUUUCUUCAGCAGAACGCAAAAGAUAUUUUGAAGAAUGUUAUUAACAGAAAGCAUUGGUCACCAUUGUCUUGCAUUGGUUUUGUGUCUGUAUAAUAAAAGUGAAUGUGGACCAAAAAUGGUUUCUGUUUAGUAACUUUCUUCAAAAAUGUUCUUUUAUGUUUGGAAGAAAAUAUGAAGUCAUACAAGUUUGAAAUGAUGAGUGUGAAUCUUCAUUUAUGGGUGAACUAUCCCUUUAAACACGUUAUAUAAUUCAUAAGCUAUUAUGAACAACCAAUGAAACCUACGUUAUUUAUUGAUUUUGGUUCACGUUAAAUGUGCUCACAUCAGUUUCUGCAUUAACUAAUUUUUACUUAUAACAUUAAGUAAAAAAUGUAUUAGUAAGUGCAAAGCAAAAGCAACAACUAAGAUCAACACAUGCUUUAAUUGUGUUGUCCAUUUUUUACUUCAUUGCAUUAUCACAUAUAAAAAUACAGACUAAACAUACUUCUAACAAACAACUAGACCUCUCGAAUAACCCUAUCAGACAGUUCGUCUAAGCAGAGAGACGUGUUUCUCACGUGUGUUGGAGUAAAGCCACCCUGCUAUCGGCUGAGACAGAGAAGAGAUCCUCAAUGGAGCCGAUGCUCUUAUCCCCCCUCUUCAUGUGUGUUUAUCGUAAAGCCGCAUCCCUGCUGCGACGGAUCACGGAGAACUGAUGGCCACUUGGCCAGGACUUCAGCUCUAGAUGUUCUCAAGCAAGAAGUAUGACCAAACAUCGCUUAUUAUUACCUUUUGAAGAAUGUUUGCAGAUUUUGUAUCAUAUUUUUUUGCAGCAUCAUUAAAAUGCUCAGAUUUUCGAGUAUAAUUCUCUUUAUCAUUCUUUAUGUAUCGCUGUGUUUGGAGUAGCUGUGUAGGGUUUCCAUUACCAUCAGAGGACUAAUCUCCCUCCUCCUAUUAGAGCUACAGCUGACAGAGUCUGACAACAGCCAAACAAUCGACCAACUAACCAGCUCAGAGACGCUACAAAGAGCGCAGACUGUAAAAGAUUUUAUAAAAGUCAAACUAUCCGGACUCCAGAAAACCUCUAAUGUUUCCUGAAGUCCCUGCACCUCAAACACAUCCACUGAAUUGUAAUGCCGGUGAAGUGUGGGAUUUCCCACUCAGAUAUUAUGAAGUCAUCUCUCUCAGCGGGCAGUGCUGUCCACAGUCUGUUGACAUGCUGUUUGUAGAGAUUUUUCAAACUGUGUCAUACACACAAUCACUUCCUCUCUGACACACACGCUCACACAGACUCUUCAGAGACGCCGACACGAUGCUCAGCGCUGCCGGAAAGAGCAGGAAACGGUAUCAAAGGCACAAUGAAAAUGUAUCGGCUUCUUCUGAGGUGCGUCACGAGAGCUUAACCAGUGCUGUGGCAGCUAGUGUGCGUCGAUACCGAGACCUGGUGCGAAAUUGUGUAUUUUUGGUGGGUGAAAAUGAGAGAGGAUUUGAGAGUGCGAGUUUGAGAAGAUUUGAACAGAGGGAGGCAGAACGUGUGAGCGAAGGAGAGAAAGAGAAGGGAGGGUUUGAUGAAGAGGUGUUAAGACGAGGGUUAAAAGGAGCAGCUCUCUAGUAGUGUGUUGGAUAAAACUCGCUCAGUCUGAAGCUCUGCUAGAGAAUAGAGGAUCUCGGCAGCAGUUAACUCAGUGGUGUCUUAAUGAGCAGAUCAGAGGGAACAUAUGGAGCGUGUUUGUAACGCGCAUCCAUUUCCACCCGUCAUCGGCUUCUUCUCAUUAUCCUCAUGAUCGUGACCGACCUGUAGAGGGCACCCCUCACCGUGACAGAAGAGAGAGAGACGAUAUAAAAGCAAUAAAAAAGAAUGCCUGGAAACCAUAUACUUGAUUGUGUGUUUUUGUGCAUGUGUCCAAAUAACUGUCUUUUCUGUGACAUGUGUUGUCUCUCCCACUCUGGGUUUCAUUGGACUUGUGUAGAUUUGC